Dama dama (fallow deer) is the source of this 718-nucleotide messenger RNA. RefSeq lists its product as uncharacterized. The record is from RefSeq and is a predicted model, not a curated record. The transcript has 4 exons. NCBI's taxonomy places the organism in Eukaryota, Metazoa, Chordata, Mammalia, Artiodactyla, Cervidae. Bases 1 to 717 code for a protein of 238 amino acids.
AUGGAGGGGCCAGAAACACACGCGGAGUUCUGGAGGAAGCAGGCGAUACCUGAGCAUUUGUAUUUUUCAAAAAAUUUCAAGGACACGGGCUCCCUGCCUCCGGGCCACCUCAUUUCUGCUGCUCCCUCUGCCUGGAAUGCUUUUCUCCCAAAGAGUCUGUGGACAGCCAUUCACCCAACACUUUCUUCUGUCUCUACUCCAACAUCGCCUCACCAGAAAGUCUUCUCCAAACGCCCCCGAACCCCAGCUCGGAGCCCUUUCGCCCUGCCGGCCCCUCCCUCGGCUCCACCCUCCUUCGUGUCUAGCACGGAACGGAAGGUUCCCGAGAGCAAGGGCUCCUGCUUGUCAACCGCCGGGUCCAGAUGCUGCCUGAGACCACGAGGCGAUAUUGAAGGCAGUUGCUCUGAACCCAGGGGCUGGUGUCUUCACUCUUCCCCAGGUCAGGAAGAAAAGGAGAACGUUCUGCGUGCACGGAUGUUUUUAAAGAUGCUGUUUGCCAGAGCAGGAUCCCGAGCCAUCUGCCGCCACAGGUCCGCCCGCGUUCCUGUGAAGAACAGCGGCGGUCCUCCUCUGUGCCCCCUAAGGCCGACCAGGAUAAACACUGCUGACGGCGGGCGGGUGAAAGAAGAAUCCCACUCAGCUAUUUUUAGUUUCCCCUUGAAGUCUUACAUUUCACGUUUUAAGUUUGUUUUCAGAGUUCUCUUCCAACCCAAAUAAA